UGCAGACUGGGUUAGUCAUACAAGCACUCAGGCUUUGGGAGCAGCCAGGUUACCUCCAGUGACUUUACACAGCAGCUCUGCUGCUACUGGACUGAUAAACGGAUACAACUAAACCCCAUCCAUCCUGUGACUCUACUAUCUCUGUACCCCCCCUUUACUUGGAUCAUGCCGGCCGACAGCAUGGAGAAGCCCACUGCCUCCCCUAUUGCAGGGGCACAGGCUAACUCUGCUCAGACCCCGGAUAAACCUAAGAGUGCCAGCGAGCACAGAAAGUCCUCCAAACCCAUCAUGGAGAAGCGCAGGAGAGCUCGCAUCAAUGAGAGCCUGGGACAGCUCAAGACUCUUAUCUUGGACGCCUUAAAGAAAGAUAGCUCCAGACACUCCAAGCUGGAGAAGGCUGAUAUCCUGGAAAUGACAGUCAAGCACCUGCGGAACUUGCAAAGAGUUCAGAUGACAGGUACAUAUCUGAGGCUCUUUAUAUUCUCACAAUGAUUGCUAUUGAUGGAUGAUG
Nanorana parkeri is the source of this 511-nucleotide messenger RNA. Its product is annotated as transcription factor HES-4-B-like. Lineage: Eukaryota; Metazoa; Chordata; Amphibia; Anura; Dicroglossidae. The transcript is spliced from 3 exons. Gene Ontology annotation, molecular function: DNA-binding transcription factor activity, RNA polymerase II-specific; protein dimerization activity; RNA polymerase II cis-regulatory region sequence-specific DNA binding. The record is from RefSeq and is a predicted model, not a curated record. Gene Ontology annotation, cellular component: nucleus. Bases 166 to 492 code for a protein of 108 amino acids. Gene Ontology annotation, biological process: anterior/posterior pattern specification; regulation of transcription by RNA polymerase II; regulation of neurogenesis.